Molecule: messenger RNA, 1952 nt
Organism: Cottoperca gobio
Lineage: Eukaryota; Metazoa; Chordata; Actinopteri; Perciformes; Bovichtidae
Gene: parp16
Product: poly (ADP-ribose) polymerase family, member 16
Exons: 7
Coding region: 121-1107 (328 amino acids)
Molecular function (GO): NAD+ poly-ADP-ribosyltransferase activity
Source: RefSeq, a predicted model, not a curated record
GUCCGUUCUUGAAAGUCUCAUAAUACCGCUAUUUGUACGGUACAUGAACGCAGCAGUUCCUGGAGCUAACGUUAGCUCUUCCUGCAGUGCUAUGAGUUGAGCAAAACUGAAGUGCUGGGAAUGCAGCCACCGCUCCCACCUGAGGCUGUCAGAGAGCUGGUGCGCUCUUGUCUGCACAGAGACCCUGUUGCAGCAGACCUCCGCUGCAGCCUGUUUGUUGCCGCCGCACAGAACUACAAGAGGGACUCUUUGCUCAGACCGUUUCCCCCAAGAUACAUAAGUGGGGACAAUAAGGACUUUGAGGAGCUGUUGGCAGAUGUGCACUCUUUGCCUGGUGUGAGAGAGUUGGUGAGACUACGACCCAGAGAGGGAGAUCAUCAUCUGGCUCUCACACACUGGAUUCUCUCUUCAAAGAGCUUCGCUGUAAAGACCCUACAGAAGGAUGAGUAUGCCAAACUUUGUGACCUGACGGAAAAUGAAGGGAUUUCUGCGCCUGUGCCAGACUUCCUGUUUGAGCUGGAGUACUGUGAUCAGAUGAACGCCAGGUUUGAGAAGAUGAGGGAAGGCAGAGACAUCUUCUAUGCAUUCCACGGAAGCCGCCUGGAAAACUUUCACUCCAUCAUUCACAAUGGGCUGCACUGUCACCUCAACAAGAACUCAGUGUUUGGAGAGGGGACCUACCUCACCAGUGACCUCAGCAUGGCUGUUCUCUACAGUCCUCACAGCAGCGGCUGGCGAGAAAGUCUCCUGGGUCCACUGCUCAGCUGUGUUGCCUUGUGUGAAGUCAUUGAUCACCCAGAUGUUAAGUGCCAAGUGAAGAAAAAAGAUUCUGAAAUCAUUGACCGUCAGCGAUCGAGAGCAAAGAACAGUGAAGGAGGGGACGUACCGCAGAAGUACUUUGUAGUCACCAACAAUCAGCUUCUGCGAGUCAAGUACCUGCUUGUUUAUUCUCAGAGGAGGCACAUGUCCAGACGUUCCCGUGGCACUUCCUGGCUCCUCAGACACCAUUUUGUCAUCAUGAUGAGUCUUUACCUUCUGCUGCUCAUAUUCAUCGGUGCCUUUAACUCCACCACCUUCGUAUCCUUUUGGAACAGACUGUUCAGGUGACAAGACAACAGGAUAGACGGUCGGCGAGUGCCUUCCUGAUCAGAGACUGACUGGAGGUCUGAGCAAAAAGAUUACGUUUUAUGCACCUUUAUACUGUUUUCUCUCUACAAUCAUUCUAAAUUGUACAAAUAACCGUAAUUACUGUUUUUCCAAGAUAACGUAUCUUUUCAAAUAGCAACUAUUGGGAUCAUAUUGCGUUUUUAUUUAGUUGAAAUGGGAAUUGAGACCGUUCUGCAUUUUGAAAAUGUUGUGCAAUGUUUCAUCUAUAAUUUAUUAUUUUGAUGAUCUGUUUCUGUGUGGUUUUUAAUCCUCUAAGGACCCAGUCCUACUAACCAAAAGAUUAAAAGAAAAAAACAUUUGUUUUUAAUAACUGCACAGCAAAGAGUUAAGAUUUCUUUUUUUGGUUCGUUAGGUCUUAAGUAGGCCUACUGAGAAUUAUUAGUAGCGCAUUAACUGAUUGCAUUGCCUCAUUAGUGUCAGUGAUGCCUGAUUAGCAGUCUGAUGAUCAGGCACGGAUGACCAUUUCUAAAUUUAAACUUUUACUUUUUAAUGCUAUGAUUUUGCAUCACUCAGAUUUGGGUCGGGACCUUUUUUAAAACUCAUGAUUUAAAUCAAGGAAAAUGAAAAUAUGAGGUAUCCCUUGUUUUUGUGCUGACAUGCAGUAUUUAUAAUGAUGGAUCACAGAAAGGCCAUUGACAACCUCAUUUAUAAUAAUUUUGGAUAUGCUUUUAUAUCCUUAAAUGAGUAAAGGAAGUAAACUGUAUAUCCGCUUAAAGGCAACAUGUUCUGGAAAUUUGUUACAAUUUUUAACACUAAUAAAAUUAUACUUUUGAUUUAAGUUUCAA